Nycticebus coucang (slow loris) is the source of this 1251-nucleotide messenger RNA. RefSeq names its product pre-mRNA processing factor 38A (gene PRPF38A). NCBI's taxonomy places the organism in Eukaryota, Metazoa, Chordata, Mammalia, Primates, Lorisidae. Gene Ontology annotation, cellular component: precatalytic spliceosome. The record is from RefSeq and is a predicted model, not a curated record. Bases 198 to 1148 code for a protein of 316 amino acids. The transcript is spliced from 10 exons.
CAGCUGCCAUCAUUGAUUGGAUUGGCGUCGAGGUUCACGGACGAGGUUCCUUAAACCGCUUUCCGGCUUCAAGAUGGUCGCCUGAACUGUUUCUUGAGACUUUCCCCACUUUUCUCCAUCCCUCCAUGGUGUUUUCUAUUAACCUGGACGUGACGCAUUAAAGGGCCCGACGGAAAUAGAACUGAAGGAGUUCUAAAAUGGCGAACCGUACGGUGAAGGAUGCACACAGCAUCCACGGCACGAACCCUCAGUAUUUGGUGGAGAAGAUCAUUCGAACACGAAUCUAUGAGUCCAAGUACUGGAAAGAGGAGUGCUUCGGACUUACGGCUGAACUUGUAGUGGAUAAAGCCAUGGAGUUAAGGUUUGUGGGUGGCGUGUACGGUGGCAACAUAAAACCAACUCCCUUUCUGUGUUUAACUUUGAAGAUGCUUCAAAUUCAGCCUGAGAAAGAUAUCAUUGUAGAGUUCAUCAAAAAUGAAGAUUUCAAGUAUGUCCGCAUGUUGGGGGCACUUUACAUGAGGCUGACAGGCACUGCAAUUGAUUGCUAUAAGUACUUGGAGCCUUUGUACAAUGACUACCGAAAAAUCAAGAGCCAGAACCGAAAUGGAGAGUUUGAACUGAUGCAUGUGGAUGAGUUUAUUGAUGAACUACUGCACAGUGAGAGAGUUUGUGAUAUCAUUCUGCCUCGACUACAGAAACGCUAUGUGCUGGAGGAAGCUGAGCAACUGGAGCCUCGGGUUAGUGCUCUAGAAGAAGACAUGGAUGAUGUGGAGUCCAGUGAAGAGGAGGAGGAGGAAGAUGAGAAGUUGGAGAGAGUGCCGUCACCUGAUCACCGCCGGAGAAGCUACCGAGACUUGGACAAGCCCCGUCGCUCUCCCACCCUGCGCUACAGGAGGAGCAGAAGCCGGUCUCCCAGAAGGCGGAGUCGAUCUCCCAAAAGGAGAAGUCUCUUACGCAGCCCUUCCCCACGCCGAGAAAGGCAUCGGAGCAAGAGUCCAAGACGUCACCGUAGCAGGUCUCGAGAUCGACGGCACAGAUCCCGUUCUAAGUCCCCAGGUCAUCACCGUAGUCACAGACAUAGGAGCCACUCAAAGUCUCCUGAAAGGUCUAAGAAAAGCCACAAGAAGAGCCGGAGAGGGAAUGAGUAACGGACUCAAUUUGCAUCUGCAUAAAAGGAUUAAGAUCGCCACCUCAGGCAGCUAUAAGAAUAGUUUUUUCUUACCAAGUUUCUUCACUUUUUUUUUUUUUUUU